AGAAGGCCCUUGCCCCCGCAUGCGCACGAACGAGCGGGCUGUUUUGUGGCGUCAUGGCGCGCUCGGCUGAGGAGCUUGUAGGGCAGGUGGUUCUGCCGGGGGACGCCCUGUUCCUGCCGGGCCACGCCGAGGCGGACAGCGAGAGGCUGUGCUUGGCCACCGGAGGCCCUCAGAAAGGGCGGCUGGUUUGCGGGCCCGGUCUGAGGCGCGGCGGGGAGGGGCUGCUUGUCGCCAAGUGCGGGCUGCUGCGCUACCGCGGCGGCGGAAGUGGCUCCGGGGGAACCUAUUGGGUCGACUCUCAGCAGAGGCGGUAUGUUCCAGUCAAGGGAGACCAUGUGAUUGGCAUAGUGACCACCAAAGCUGGGGACAUAUUCAAAGUGGAUGUUGGGGGAAGUGAGCAAGCAUCUCUAUCCUACUUGGCAUUUGAAGGCGCAACCAAAAGAAACAGACCAAAUGUGCAGGUGGGAGACCUUAUUUAUGGACAGUUCAUUGUUGCCAAUAAAGAUAUGGAACCUGAGAUGGUCUGUAUUGACAGCAGUGGCCGAGCGAAUGGAAUGGGAAUCAUUGGACAAGAUGGUUUCUUAUUCAAGGUGUCAUUAGGCCUAAUAAGAAAACUCUUAGCUCCGGAGUGUGAAAUAAUCCAAGAUUUGGGACAACUUUAUCCAUUUGAACUGGUUUUAGGAAUGAAUGGGAGAAUUUGGGUGAAAGCCAAAACAAUUCAACAGACUUUAAUUGUGGCAAAUGUCUUAGAAGCCUGUGAACACAUGACUGCAGAACAGAGGAAACAAGCCGUUUCCAAGUUGUUAGACAACUGAUGGGAAGGAAUUUUAAAUAGAUAUUCUUAUGUGGAAAUGAUGACCCAGAAAUGCAUUUUUAAAUAUUUUUUAUAUUUAAGGCAAUAAAUGUUAACAGUUCAAAUACUUUUUUUUUAUUCUGCAUCUUUUGCUCUUGAGUUUGUUUUGUAACAAAUUAUGUCUGCUUGUGGCAGACUGUGACUUGUAGUGCACUUUUUGUAAAAGUAUGCAUACUUCAGACUUUUAUAACUUAGUCAGUAGUAUUUGCAAAACAAAGGCAUCCUCCCUUUGGUCUGUUAUUUUAUUCUCACUGUAUUUUUAGUGACUUGCAGCUUGAUUGAGUUGUGAAUUACUUUUUGCCAGCUCUACUUGAUGAAGCUGUGAAAAAUAAAGAAAAAGGUUUGUAUCAAUGAAA
This is a messenger RNA of Podarcis muralis (Common wall lizard), 1209 nucleotides long. RefSeq names its product exosome component 3 (gene EXOSC3). Gene Ontology annotation, cellular component: nuclear exosome (RNase complex); cytoplasmic exosome (RNase complex). Lineage: Eukaryota; Metazoa; Chordata; Lepidosauria; Squamata; Lacertidae. Gene Ontology annotation, biological process: nuclear polyadenylation-dependent rRNA catabolic process; exonucleolytic trimming to generate mature 3'-end of 5.8S rRNA from tricistronic rRNA transcript (SSU-rRNA, 5.8S rRNA, LSU-rRNA); U4 snRNA 3'-end processing. Gene Ontology annotation, molecular function: RNA binding. The record is from RefSeq and is a predicted model, not a curated record.